AUGGAGGACACCGCUGAGUCUCGCUUCUCUGAGUUCUGCGAGAGUGGGCUAUCAUUGGAAGAGAACAGCUGUAGACAAGCAAUGAAGCUGUUUGGAGAAACCAAACAUGUGUUACUGACAAAUGUCUUAUCAAUUGGGAAUGGAACGUCCGAGGAAGCAGAACGUUAUUGGUUUUCCUUUAUUUUAUACUCUAUCAAGAGAUUGACUGUGAAAAAUGCGGAGAGUGAGAAGGAGGAGACUGAUAACAAUGGGCUUACCUUGUGCCAGAUAUUGAGAGCGUUGAAGCUUAAUAUUGCAGAUUUUUUUAGAGAACUUCCUCAGUUUGUUAUUAAGGCUGGUCCAAUUUUGAGUAAUUUAUAUGGCACUGAUUGGGAAAACAGGCUUGAGGCGAAGGAGGUGCAUACUAGUGCUAUUCACCUAAAGAUUCUUAGCAAGUACUAUAAACGUGUAUUUGAAGAGUUCUUCUUGGAAAAUGGUACAAACGUUGAAAACAACUCAGCUGGUAAUGUUCAUAUAUCUGAGUUCCAUCGCUUUGGAUGGCUACUUUUCUUGGCACUUCGUGCACAUGCUUUCAGCUGUUUCAAAGACUUGGUGUCUUGUACCAGUGGUUUAGUUUCUGUCUUGGCCAUCUUGAUUAUUCAUGUUCCUGUUCGUUUUCGGAAUUUCAAGGUGCAUGAUUCUUCACACUUUGUUAAGAAAAGCAGCAAAGGUGUGGACCUCCUUGCAUCACUUUGCAACAUUUAUAACUCUUCAGAAGAUGACUUGAGGAAAACGAUGGAGAAUGUUAAUAAUUUGAUCGCCGAUAUAUUGAAGAAAAAGCCCCUGCCAGCAUCUGAAUUUGAAACUGAAAACCUAGAGAAUUUUGAUAGAGAUGGUUUGAUCUAUUUUGAAGAUCUGAUGGAGGAAGCAUCUCUGCUAUCCAAUUUAAAAAUCUUAGAAAAGGAUUAUGAUUACACAAUUCGUAACAAGGGCGAACUUGAUGAGAGGUUGUUCAUUAACGAGGACGAUAGCUUGUUAGCUUCAGGAAGCUCGUCUGGAGGUUCUAUGUCAGAAUCUGGUGUCAAGAGGAAAUUUGAUUCGUUGGCAUCACCUGCAAAGACAAUUAAAAGUCCACUCUCUCCCCAUCGUUCUCCUACAUCCCAUGCUAAUGUCAUUUCCAGUAGUACAAAUUCAAAGAUGGAAGCCACCCCUGUAAGCACAGCAAUGGUUACUGCAAAGUGGCUUCGUACUGUCAUUUCUCCACUUCCAUCAAAGCCCUCACCAGAGCUGGAGAGAUAUCUGACAUCAUGUGAUAGGGAUGUUACAAGUGAUGUGGUGCGAAGGGCGCAGAUUAUAUUGCAGGCUAUAUUUCCUAGUAGUCCUCUCGGAGAACAAUGUGCAACUGGAAGUGCUAACCUCAUGGACAAUGUCUGGGCGGGACAGAGAAGAUUGGAAGCCCUUAAGUUAUACUAUAGGGUAUUGGAAGCAAUGUGCAGAGCAGAAGCCGAAACUCUGCGUACAACUAAUUUAACAUCGCUACUAACCAAUGAGAGGUUCCAUUGGUGUAUGCUUGCAUGUUCUGCAGAACUAGUCCUGGCUACGCACAAGACUGUAACAAUGUUGUUCCCUGCAGUACUGGAGAAGACUGGAAUUACAGCUUUUGAUCUUUCCAAGGUCAUAGAAAGUUUCAUUAGACAUGAGGAAUCUCUCCCAAGAGAAUUGAGGCGACAUCUGAAUUCAUUGGAAGAACGACUUUUGGAAAGCAUGGUUUGGGAAAAGGGUUCCUCCAUGUAUAAUUCUUUGAUAGUUGCUAGACCUGCCCUUUCUGCUGAAAUAAAUCGUCUUGGACUGUUAGCUGCACCAUUGCCAUCGUUGGAUGAAAUUGCAAUGCGUAUUAACUUCUCUUGUGGAGGGUUGCCUCCAGUGCCUUCCUUGCAGAAGCUUGAGACUUCACCAACUCAGAAUGGGCAUACCAGAUCUCCAAAGCGACUGUGCACAGAAUAUCGAAGUUCGUCAGCUGAACGAAAUUCAUUUGCAUCACCUGUGAAAGAUCGGCUUCUGCCCUUCAGUGACCUUAAGUCAAAGCUUCCCCCUCCUCCUAUGCAGGCUGCUUUUGCCAGUCCCACAAGACCAAACCCAGGAGGUGGAGGGGAUACUUGUGCAGAAAUUGCAAUUAAUAUCGCUUUUGGCAAGAUCAUUAAGUUAGGAGCAGUCAGAAUAAGUGGUAUGGCUGAAAGGCUAAAAUUAUCACAGCAGAUGAGGGAGAAUGUAUACUGUCUUUUCCAACAAAUCCUAAAUCGACGGACCUCUCUCUUCUUCAAUCGCCAUAUUGACCAAAUCAUAUUAUGUUGCUUUUAUGGAGUUUCUAAGAUUUCUCAACUAAACCUAACUUUUAAAGAGAUCUUAUACAAAUAUAGAAAGCAACCGCAAUCCAAACCAGAAGUUUUUCACAGUGUAUUUGUUGAUUGGUCAUUGGCACGCCAUAACAGGAGAACUGGUCAGGAGCAUGUUGGCAUCAUUUCAUUUUACAAUGAAAUAUUCAUUCCCUCUGUAAAACCACUUCUGAUUGAACUAGGCCCUGGGGGUACAAAACACAGUACCGGGAAACCAGAAGUCAAUAAUAGUACUGACGGCCGUUUGACUCAAUCUCCUGGAUCUCCUAAAUUAUCCCCUUUUUCAAGCCUUCCUGAUAUGUCUCCAAAAAAAGUGUCUUCGUCACGUAAUGUAUAUGUCUCUCCAUUACGAUCUUCUAAGAUGGAUGCUCUAAUAUCAAAUAACUCAAAAAGCUAUUAUGCCUGUGUUGGGGAGAGCACUCAUGCAUAUCAGAGCCCUUCUAAAGACCUGACAGCCAUCAAUAACCGUUUGAAUGGCACCAGGAAGGUUAGAGGUGCCCUCAAUUUUGAUGACGAUGAUGUUGGCUUGGUUAGUGACUCUAUGGUUGCAAAUAGCCUCAAUCUACAGAAUGACAGUUGUGCAUCCUCGUCUUGUCCACCAGUGAAGUCAGAGCAACCCAACUUUUAA
This is a messenger RNA of Gastrolobium bilobum, 3000 nucleotides long. RefSeq names its product retinoblastoma-related protein-like. The record is from RefSeq and is a predicted model, not a curated record. NCBI's taxonomy places the organism in Eukaryota, Viridiplantae, Streptophyta, Magnoliopsida, Fabales, Fabaceae. The coding region runs from base 1 to 3000 and encodes 999 amino acids. Gene Ontology annotation, biological process: regulation of transcription by RNA polymerase II; negative regulation of G1/S transition of mitotic cell cycle; cell differentiation. Gene Ontology annotation, molecular function: RNA polymerase II transcription regulatory region sequence-specific DNA binding. The transcript is spliced from 18 exons. Gene Ontology annotation, cellular component: nucleus; chromatin; transcription regulator complex.